Recurvomyces mirabilis is the source of this 2265-nucleotide messenger RNA. RefSeq lists its product as uncharacterized. The record is from RefSeq and is a predicted model, not a curated record. Gene Ontology annotation, cellular component: NatB complex; cytoplasm. Lineage: Eukaryota; Fungi; Ascomycota; Dothideomycetes; Mycosphaerellales; Teratosphaeriaceae. The coding region runs from base 1 to 2265 and encodes 754 amino acids. The transcript has a single exon. Gene Ontology annotation, biological process: N-terminal peptidyl-methionine acetylation.
AUGGCUCGCUAUCCGGAGUUCGAAGAAUGUGAGAAGAAAGGCAACUUCGUCGACGGCAUUAAACGUUGCGACGAUUUACUCAAGAAGACUCCAAAGGAUAUCCGACUACUCACGACCAAGCUUCAAUUGCUCCACGCCACUGGACGAAAGGACGACUUCCAAUUCAUUUUAGACGAGCUACCAGGCUUGCAACCACCGAUCCAGGAUUUGCAGGACCUCAUAGCGAUAGAACAAGUUGUGGUCGACUCUCAAGAGGAUGUGUAUCCUCGAACUUCCACUGCCGGUCCAAUACUGUCGAAGCUAUGGGAUAAUGCCAUCAAGGCCAGCUCUUCCAGUAAUCAGAAACACGAACUAGUAUCAUUGCGCUUCGAACGAGCAAUUCUUGCUAACCGCUCGAUUGAUGCACAACAAUCCCUGAUCCUGCUCAAGGCCUUGCAACCAAAGAAUCGGAUGGUGUAUAUGGCACAUGCAGCCUUUACCCAGCUGAUAUCAAAAUCCAACGAUGAUUUGCAAGCCAGACUUGCUAUUGGCCUUGCACGAAAGGCCGUCAACGAGAAAUUUGAUGACGACAAGGCUCUGGACUGUCGGGUGCCUGGUCAAAUAUUUGCUGCCCAGGAAUCGAGUAAGGAUCUUGCGAGUGUUGAAGGCAGAUCUUUUCAGGAGAGCAAGCAGGUGUUUGAUGCUCGACGGGAAGCUGCGGAAUCAGAGGCCAAGAACGGCUAUCCUGCCACGGCAUCGACUCAGUCAGCUUCAACAGACAGCAGUGAUCUGCAGAGUAGAAUCGAGGACAGCAAGACCAAGUUUGCGGCCAUGACCAAGUCGGAUGAAUCGUUAGAGACAGUGCGACCAUUCGCCACCGAGGCCAUCGGUCUCUUCAACCUAUCAAUAAAAAAAGGCACUCGACGACAACCAGCGGAUGCAUGCUUUGUGGCAAUUUCUGCACUCGUGAGACCUUUCGAGCUGAGUGACGACGCUGCAUAUUUACUACCCGCUGCGUACCUUGCCGAAACACUGCUAAAGCACAAUCAACACAUCCACGAAGCUCGACUGAUACUCGUAUAUCUUUAUAUGCGUCUUGAUUUGGGCAGCCAAGCAAUGCGAUUGUUUGACUCCCUAAGCGUCAAAGAAGUCCAGCACGACACUGUAGGCCAUGCGCUGUUCACACGGCUCUCGAGCAUCCAUCCGCAUUCGACAUCGUGGUCAAGGAAGGUUGUUAUGGAUCCGCUGAAGCGAACUUCACAUGCUCUAGGAGUCUAUGUCCGCUGCGAAGAGAAGCUCGUAGACUGUGAAGCUGGCGUGCUGAGCUCCGGCCAAACAGGGAUGAUCUUUGAUCUUCAGGAGUUGCGGGAUAGUCUGCGGACUAGCUGGUCAAGACGCAUGAUCUUGCUCGAGCAACGACGGAUCGAGCGUCUGAUGAAGGGCACGGUGGAUGAAAAGGACGCUGCUGCCGAAGCUAUGGGACCCAUGGUCUGCGAGAAUUGGUUGCAGACGAAGGAUAACCGGGACUUUGACGCCGCGUUCGACUACUCUUACAAUGUCGAGAAAGUACUGCAUGAUCGAAGUGGUGGCGUACUUCCCGGGACAACAUGGAUACUGUAUACAUUGGCGGCAGAUUGUGCCUUCAGCCUUGCCAAUGCGAAGAGUGCUCUUGUCAAGAACCCAGAGGAUGUCGCAAAGCAAGCGCAGACUUUGACAUCGGCGAGCAAGACAUCAGACUCCAGUAACCAGUCAGCUGCUAAAUCAGACCUGACACCUGCUGAACGCCAGGCGGGCGAUAUCGCUUGCACCACGAUCGAUGUCCUGCUCCUGAACAGCAAAGCGACCGCUGCCAGCGAAGAGCUGUCUACGAAGCUCACCUCUCUCACAGCUAUGGUCGAAGACCUCAACAUCACAUCUCUGCUCAAGGACACAAAGACACUGACGUCCCAUCUACAAACGUCCUACAUUUACACCGACAUCCUCCGCACAGUCGUCCUCGCCUGCCGGCAUCUACGCCUCAAAGCCGGGACCACACUCGGGAAGGAGACCCAAGAGCUCCAAGACAAAUGCAAAGCUGACAUUGCUGCUAUACAAACAUAUGCCGUUGAGCAGCAAGCGCGAAUCAAAGCUUCAGAGGUCAGACAGAUGAUGGCCAAAGAUGAGGAGGUGUGGAAUGGGCUCAGUGCGCUUGGGGAAGGUGGCGACGGUAUCGAUGACUUCUGUGAGGCAGUAGCCAAAGCUGCGAAGGAGGGUUGGGAAGGGAUUGGAAGGAUAAAGAUGCUGUAG